AUAUAAUGGUACAUUAAACAAUAAUACUCAAAUACAUAUAGUUCAUCACUAUGAAAAGUUCACAAAACAAUUACAUCGGAUCAUUCUUGAGCUAGGAUAGAUGCGGGUAGGGUAGGUAAUGGGGACUUUCCCUCUAGAGGUCAUUGUCAGUUUUGCGGUAUGCCAAUCGAUUGGUACAUCGCAAUGCUUCAGCCACACCCAACGACUCGAGACAAGACCGAUCAAAGAUAUCGAUUGGUGCAGCGUCGGUCGGCAUGGUCGGUUUGGUGUCGCGUGUCGUUAGUAUGACUAGAUCAUUGUAUUCAGCAUGUACAACAAAGGAAAGCACACGCGUGAAAAUUCACCCAUGAACUCAAACCCUAGGCAAUAAAACUAACUUGAAUAGACACACACUGUGCUCCAUUAGAAUCAUGUUGUGCAGUAAUUGCACAUUUCUUUCGAUUCGAUCUACACAAUUCCCUCCUCCUUUUUGGAAAAUUUCAUCAACUGUCUCUUAAUCCUUAUUGGUUUUCUUUCAAAAGCAGCACUCCCCACAUUCAAGGUUUGCACAUGAAAAAGCAAUAGCAGGCGUUCCUUAAAAUAUAACAAAAGAAUACAGGAUGCUUGCUAAUUUAAAUUUAGAAGGACCUUGGUGACCAAGUUAUGAAUAUUCCGUCUAUUCAUGUCGUUUUUAAAAAGACAACACUGCUCAUCGCGCCCUACCCAGUAGCUCUGAGGAAGGUAAAUUCCCCUGUCCUGCACCUUUAACGAACUUGACGAAAACAUUUUUAUUCAUUCCUUGUUAUGCCGUCUGGCUUUCUAAGAGACAAGGCUUAUCAACAUUGUCAACCAUUCUUGCAUGCUUCGACCGUACAGGAUCUCUUCGUUUAAAUGAUUUUACUCCAGGGAGUAGGAUGUUGUAUUCAAGCGCAAAGACGCCAAUCAUACAUUUCGACUAUAGAUGACAUUUUAUUGAAUGAAUACUGGUAUAAAUGAACAUCAUCACAUCGCAUUGUGGAAAGAAACAAAAAUCAGGAUGCCUACUCUGUCUCAAAGUGUGCUUUUUAUGAUAAUUAUAUUUUCGACGCUUUGCCGCCCCAACAGGGCCGGAAACGAGCUGUUCUUUCCAUAUGGAUCAGACGCAAAUGAUAAUGAAUUAGAAAAUAAUGAUGAUUCAAGUACAACGGAGGAUAUUGCAACCGGUCUGGGAUUUAAGUACUACGGUUCUCAGAGGAACAAUAUCAUAGUGAACAAUAACGCAGUCAUAUAUCUGGAAAGUAGCGUAGACGAUGGUGCCCGUCGAGUCCAGCUACCUCCAGUGCUUCUGCAGGGUUCAGAAUAUUCUCUCAUUACACCAUACUGGGCAGACACUGAUCCAACUUUGGAUGGCGCCAGCGUAUUUUACCGAAGCGUAUCGCGUGAGAGUAGCGGUGGCGAUGAGGCAUUUGGUAUGGCUGAUGAUAUCGUGAGGACGUCGUACAUGGAGUUGCAGAAUUUCGAGACUUCCUGGUUAUUCGUCGUAACAUUCGAUGAAUUAGGAUUUUUUAACCAAGCUUUUCCUGGUUAUGAGAUGUAUACACAUCUACGAAACUCAUAUCAAGUUGUAUUGCUUACCGAUGGGGAGCUUUCAUUCUGCAUAUUCAACUACGGAAACCUUACCUGGACAACAGGUUGGGUACAAGAUGAGAACGGCAAUCGUGCAGCAAGCGAUGGACAAGAAGGAACUUCUCCAGCUCAGGCUGGUUUUAGUGCUGGUGAUAAUUCGAAUUAUUACGACCUGGAGGGAUCUAAUACCCAAGAAAUCAUUAAUAUUAAUCGAAAGAGUAACAUAAACGUUCCUGGGAGAUUCAUCUUUAGAAUUGACGGAGCAGCAAUAACAGAACCAUUUAUCCCUAUAUCAGCACGGUUCCUUCCCUAUGGCCCAGGGAUGGGUGAUACGAGGAUAGAGAAUCAGAACGAUAUCAACACACCUGAUAUUCUGACGGGUCAAGGAUUUAAAUUCUAUGGAUCAGUGAGGGAUACUCUGAGAGUGAAUGACAACGGUGUUAUUUUCUUUGGGCAAGAUGAGCCCAACAUCAAUGCCUCCAUCCCACUGGUCGACGUUCCUUUUAUCGCUCCAUUCUGGGCAGACGUAGACAUAACCAGCGACCGUGGCGUAAUUUACUAUCGUAAUGUUUCCCGCGUCAAUAGUAAUGAUAGUGCAUUUGAAAGGGCUGAAGCCACUGUGAGGACAUCAUCUAUGGAACUCCAGAAUUUUCAUUCUUCCUGGAUGUUCAUAGUGACAUGGGAAAGUGUGUCAUAUUAUCAAGAUCCCGUUGAUAACCAGUAUGAUCGUCUGAGGAACUCAUUUCAGACAGUCUUACUAACCGAUGGGAGUAUAUCGUUGAGUCUGUUCAUAUACGGUGAUAUCACAUGGACGACUGGUGUCAAUCAAGGUGGCAAUACUUCAGGUCUUGGCGGGAAUGAAGCUCAGGUUGGUUUCAAUGCUGGUGAUGGGGUGAAAUCGCAUGUCUUAGAUGGCUCUUAUACUCCAGAUGUAUUGAACAUCGACAACAGAACAAACAUUGGAAUUCCUGGCAUAUUCAUAUUCAGAAUAGACACUGAGAAUAUUGCACAAUCCCGUUGUAAAUCCUUGGGAAAAUUAUCGCUUAAUCCAUCGAUUGGGAGUAUGUUAGGAGGAACUGAAGUGAUCAUUGAAGGCGCAUGUUUCAACUCUACCAGCAUCAUCAAGUGUCGCUUUGAUGAGAAAGUGGUCAAUGGAAUGGUGAUUUCACCCACGUCUGCAGUGUGUGUUACUCCUACAUUCUUCAAAACUGGACGUGUCCCGCUAAAUGUUUCGAUCUAUAAUGGAUCUACGUUUGAUUUCACUGCUACUUUUACAUUUGAAAAUGUUGAGGAAACAACCUCAGGGGUGACGACGACAGCAACAACCAGCCCAAGUUUCCUUCCCACAUUCAAGGUGACAUGGGACACCAUUCGGCUGAUGCACGUCGAAACAGUCGACGUGAUCGUGUACGGUUACAGCAAAGACGGUGUGGGCGCCCUGGAGAAGAUAAUGACAUUGGCAGAGAACAUCAGCUACCAUGAUGGUUCUGUUAACGUCACAGUGCCUUCAACCAACACCAGCUACGAGGUUGGUGUGUUCGGGGUUCUACAGCACCAGGAUGUGACGCCAUCUAACAAUGGUCUUGAUGGACGUGCUGGUAUGUGGAGCGAGGUCCAUGUUCUUCAGUGGCUCAGAGACCACGAACCUUCCUCUUGGUGUGCCCAGUGGGUCACCGACAAUGACAAGGAGAACGAUUUCAUCGACGCUGCUCCGGCUUGCCCGUGCACGGUCUGGGUCGCAAUGCUCGACUUUGCUCGGUUUCGGCGUGAUCCUAAAUGUUACCAAGGCUCUAGCAGGGAAGAUAAUUGCCAGUUCAGACCAGGAGCCGUUCAUUGUGUUCGGGCCAUCCAACACAGUGAGUUAGGUGGUGGGCAAGAAUGCUGUUACGACAGUGACGGUAACAUCAGUAACGCCCAAAUAUUCCAAGCAGGAGGAGGAUUUGCUCACCGUUAUCAUCACAACGGCAUUCGCCCUUACGUAAAUGCAACGCAGGUCCCCUUCCUGUCGCAUUUUAUGGCUGAUGUCUUACCAUGGACAUACUGCUGCCACCUAGGAAAUCAGGUCCCCGACACAACUGAUCUGAGUAGUGGGUGUCUCCAGUAUACAGAGAGGAGGCCAUCACAGCUCUGCAAUGAUUAUGUACCCCCAAACCUCGCAUUGGGAAACGGUGACCCACACAUCAUUACUCUGGACAUGAAGAACUACACAUUCAACGGACAUGGUGAAUUUAUUCUUCUUAAGACCCUGGAUGAAUCGUUUGUUCUUCACACAAGAACUGCACCAUUUCAAGAUGUGAACGCGACAGUUUUUAUAGCCGUUGCCGCCCAGUGUAACGAUAGUGACGUCAUCCAUGUUGAGAUUAAUGAAGAACGGAUCAUGGAUGCAUACGCCCGUCCUCAGCAGGGCGGUGACUUCGAACGGAUUGAUUUUGAGCAGGCGACAGCUUGGAAUUAUGAAGGUGUAUCUGUAAUAGGUCUCGAUAUAUCGUCUAAUGGUAUACUUGUGGCCUUCGAGGGUGGCUCAGGUUUAAAACUCAUGGCUGCUGAGGGUGCCCUCAUCAUUCAGUUGGUGCCUCAUCCCUCAUUCAGGGAGCAGACUCGUGGUCUGAUGGGCACUUGGACUGAUGAUGUCAGUGAUGACUUCAUGACACCGGAUGGAACUGUCUUGUCACCUAAUUCAUCGACGGAAGAGAUAUACUUUCAGUUUGGACUCAAAUGGAACGUCUCUGAGGAUAAUUCAUUGCUCUACUAUCCGGAGGGAAUAAAUCAGAACAAUACUUCAGACUUGGAUUACGUACCAAUGUUUGAAGCUACAGCUAACCCCAGCAUCAACCAAAGCCUUGUCCAAGAUAUCUGCGAUGGCGAUGAGUUCUGCAUCUUUGAUCUGCAAAUUACCGGGAGUAUCAGCUUUGCUCAAAGUACAGCCAAUGCACUGCAGGAAUUCCAGGAAGCCCAAGAUGCAUUCAAUAUAGUGACAUGUCCUACUCUUGGUUCACCUGACCUUGGGAAUGCUAUCAUCAGUAGAUACACCCCUGGAGGUGAAGCGAACUACACUUGUAUUGAAGGCUAUCUGAUCAGUGAUGAUGCCACGAUAAUGUGCCAAUCAGAUGGAUCAUGGAGUAAUGACGCCAUUCCACGUUGUAUUGAUAAUGUGAAACCUCGCGUUACUUGUCCCGGUGUUACAUCAAAUACAACACUACAAGGACAACCUAGAGGGAUUGUCUUCUGGCAGGAACCAACGGUGGAGGAAAAUUCAGACAACUACACCGUUUCCUUGGUGGGGUCUGUUUUCAAUGGUGGAGACUUUCCCAUCGGCUUAUCAAACAUUACCUACGUGGUGACAGAUGCUGCUGGACUCAACGACACGUGCACGUUCAUAGUAAAUGUAACAGACGAUGAAGAUCCAACGAUCCAAUGUCCGAACUCAAUCGUUACCAUGACAGCACCAUCUCUAGACUCUGCAGAGAUUAUCUGGCCUCUCCUUAAUGCGUCUGACAAUUCUGGUGUGGAGGUAACAAUCACACCUAAUGGGGAAAAUAGGAAUGGGACUAACUUCACAAUCGGUGCAGAACUGAUCUUCUAUAUUGCAAUGGAUUCAUCUGGAAAUACUGUGGAGUGUUCAUUUUGGGUCAACGUUACAGACAUGGAACAGCCUAUGAUCACAUGUCCGGUUAUACCCACACUACCAACCGAGGAAAGUAAAUCAUACGCCAAGGUUUCCUGGGAAGAGCCAUCCGUUUCCAAUGGCACAAUCACUGACAAUUCUGGAUCAGCUCAGUCCAAAUUUCUCGGUCCGGGGAGUAAUGGAGGAAACUUCGAAAUCGGGAUUCAUGUCUUGACAUAUUUAGUUACAGAUGAAGCAGGCAAUUCCAAUAACUGUACAUUCUUGAUUGAUGUCAUAGAUACCGAAAAACCACGAAUCACCUGUCCAAACGUGACAUCAAACACCACACUUCAUCAACGAUCCGUUGGAAUGGUGACUUGGAUGCAACCAACCGUUGAGGAAAACUCAGGCAUAUUCAACAUUUCCUUGAUCGAGCCUGCUUCCAAUGGAGGAGAAUACCCAAUUGGUGUUUCAAACAUUACCUAUGUCGUAACCGACGAUGCCGGGUUGAUGGAUUCUUGCACUUUUUCUGUAGUUGUGAUAGAUGAUGAAGAUCCAUCGAUCCAAUGUCCAAACUCAAUCGUUACCAAGACAGCACCAUCUCUAGACUCUGCAGAGAUAAUCUGGCCUCUCCUUAAUGCAUCUGACAAUUCUGGCGUGGAGGUUACCAUCACACCUAAUGGGGAGAAUAGGAAUGGGACUAACUUCACAAUCGGUGCAGAACUGAUCUCCUAUAUUGCAACGGAUUCAUCAGGAAAUACCGAGGAUUGUUCAUUUUGGGUCAACGUUACAGACAUGGAACAACCUAUGAUCACAUGUCCGGUUAUACCCACACUACCAACCGAGGAAAGUAAAUCUUACGCCAAGGUUUCCUGGGAAGGGCCAUCCGUUUCCAAUGGCACCAUCACUGAUAAUUCUGGAUCAGCUCAGCCCAAAUUUCUCGGUCCGGGGAGUAAUGGAGGAAACUUCGAAAUCGGGAUUCAUGUCUUGACAUAUUUGGUUACAGAUGAAGCAGGCAAUUCCAAUAACUGUACAUUCUUAAUUGAUGUCAUAGAUACCGAAAAACCACGAAUCACAUGUCCAAACGUGACGUCAAACACCACACUUCAUCAACGAUCCGUUGGAAUGGUAUCUUGGAUGGAACCAACCGUUGAGGAAAACUCGGGCAUAUUCAACAUUUCCUUGAUUGAACCUGCUUCCAAUGGAGGAGAAUACCCAAUUGGUGUUUCAAACAUUACCUAUAUCGUAACCGACGAUGUCGGGUUGAUGGAUUCUUGCAUUUUUUCUGUAGUUGUGAUAGACGAUGAAGAUCCAACUAUCCAAUGUCCGAAAUCCAUCGUUACCAAGACAGCACCAUCUCUAGACUCUGCAGAGAUUAUCUGGCCUCUCCUUAAUGCAUCUGACAAUUCUGGUGUGGAGGUUACAAUCACACCUAAUGGGGAAAAUAGGAAUGGGACUAACUUCACAAUCGGUGCAGAAUUGAUUUCCUAUAUGGCAAUGGAUUCAUCUGGCAAUACCGAGGAGUGUUCAUUUUGGGUCAACGUUACAGACAUGGAACAGCCCAUGAUCACAUGUCCAGUUAUACCCACACUACCAACGGAGGAAGGUGUAUCUUACGCAUAUGUUUCCUGGGAAGAGCCAUCCAUCUACAAUGGAACCAUCACUGAUAAUUCUGGAUCAGCUCAGCUCACAUUUCUUGGUCCGGGGAGUAAUGGAGGAAACUUCGAAAUCGGGAUUCAUGUCUUGACAUAUUUGGUUAUAGAUGAAGCAGGCAAUUCCAAUAAUUGUACAUUCUUGAUUGAUGUCAUCGAUACCGAAAAGCCCCGAAUCACCUGUCCAAACACCACGUCAAACACCACACUUCAUCAACGAUCCGUUGGAAUGGUAUCUUGGUUGGAACCAACUGUUGAGGAAAAUACAGGGAUAUUCAACGUUUCCUUGAUCGAGCCUGCUUUUAAUGGAGGAGAAUACCCAAUUGGUGUUUCAAACAUUACCUAUGUCGUAACCGACGAUGCCGGGUUGAUGGAUUCCUGCACAUUUUCUGUAGUUGUGAUAGAUGAUGAAGACCCAUCCAUUAAGUGCCCCGGAUCUAUUCACGUCACAACGCUACCAGACCUUCCUUCGGCCCUGGUGUCGUGGGAUGACCCAACAGGAAGUGAUAACUCAGGUGACGUUGAUAUUGUUGAAGUGGGACCAAUUCUCAAAGGCGGUGAAUUUGUGAUUGGAGUCAGUAUGAUCACCUACGUUGCAUCAGAUAGAAGUGGAAAUUCUAAAAAUUGCUCAUUCGCCAUUAAUGUUACAGACAAUCAAGACCCCGUCAUUCGGAAUUGUCCUAGUCCAAUAACAACCGUUUCAAGGCCUGGUCUCAAUGUGACUGAAGUCUCAUGGACUUCUCCAAAGGCAACGGAUAACUCUGGGCCAGUGGAACCGGUCUUUAAUGGUCCAGGUACCCAAGGUGGAAACUAUUCUAUUGGGACGGUUACAGCGACUUACACAGUUGAAGACCUGUCGGGAAACAUGGAUACUUGCUCUUUUUCAAUAACCGUACGAGAUUACAAUGACGUUGUAGUGAUCUGUCCAAUGAACGUUGUCGUGUCAACCGAUCUGGGAAGAGCUAGUGCUACUGUUACAUGGUCUGAAGCGACCAAUCCUCCUGGAUGGAGCAAUGUCACCAUUACAUUGGAAGGGCCAAUGGAAAAUGGUGGAGAAUACCCCAUUGGAGAGACUAGCCUCACCUACUAUGCUGCAGAUCCAGAUGGACUGAACGACUCGUGUACAUUCUAUGUUGUCGUGAUAGACGAGGAAAAGCCUAACAUUACUUGCCCCACGCUGGUCAAAGAAUACACUGAACCAAACGUUUCCUAUGCCCGAGUAUCCUGGCCAGAACCUACAACAAUAGAUAACUCUGGUAAUGUAACAGUCUCGUUGAUUGGGCCAGGAUCCAACGGAGGUAUCUUCUACAUAGGUGAUACAAAUGUGUCUUAUCGUGCAGUUGAUGAUGCUGCAAAUCCCAGCUCUUGUAUCGUAACAGUUCGAGUCAUUGAUGACGAACCUCCUGUUCUAACAUGCCCCGAAAACAUUUCGACAACUACUCAACUAGGAUCAUCUAGAUCAAAUGCAGUAACGUGGUAUAAACCUAACGGAAGAGACAACUCUGGAACGGUAACCGUUUCGCAAAUCACCACCGAACAAAAUGGAGGAAAAUUCAAAAUCGGAGUCACCAAUAUUUCUUACCAAGCUGUUGAUGACUCAGAAAAUAAUAUUACAUGUGUGUUCUACAUUCUAGUGGAAGAUGACGAACCUCCGAUGUUACAGUGCCCUGAAUCCCAGUGGGUAUUUACCCAACAAGGCUCUGAUAGUGCCCCUGUCACAUGGAGCGAAGCAAAUGCAACAGACAACUCGGGAGUUGUGACUGUUUUGCUCCUCGGACCAGGUUCUAGUGGUGGACUUUUCAGAAUUGGUUCGACCAAUGUAACCUAUCUAGCAGUAGAUGAUGCUGGGAACAAUGCAACCUGUUUUUUUACUGUUGAAAUCAAAGACAAUGAACCACCAUUUGUAAAUUGUCCUAGCAACAUAUCAUCAACGACGCAAGCAGGAUCACCUUCAUCAGGUCCCAUCACAUGGAGCGAGCCCGUAGGUACUGAUAACUCUGGGUCAGUGACAGUUUCAAUGGUCGGACUGGGCAAUUACAUGAAUGGAGGAAACUUCGACAUAGGUUUGACCAAUGUCACCUACCGGGCGACCGAUGGAUCAGGAAAUACACAUAUGUGCUCAUUUAUCAUCGAAAUACGUGAUGACGAUCCUCCAGAACUGACUUGUCCAGAUUCUAUUUCUGCAGUCGCUGAACAAGGGACAGGUGUAGCUACCGUUACCUGGAUAGAACCAGAUGUACAAGAUAACUCUGGUACGGUAACUGUCACAUUGGCAGGACCAGGAGCUAACGGUGGAAAUUUUAGCAUCGGUAUGACGAACUUGUCCUACCACGCAGUAGAUGAAACAGGAAACGUCAAAUCGUGUAAUUUUUCAAUAUCAGUAGUAGAUCCCUCAAGCUGUAUAUCAAAUCCUUGCCUCAAUGGAGGAACGUGUAAGGAUUUCUCUGGGUUCUUCCUCUGUCGUUGCUCUGAUGGCUUCCAGGGACAGACAUGUCAACAAGCAAUUGUCAGUUGUGAAUCGGGAUCAAACGCUUGUGACUCUACCGAAGAAUGUGCAGAUUCUGUCUGCCGAUGCCGGCCAAAUUUCAUCCGAAUUAAUGGAGAGUGUAUCCAAAACAACAGAUAUCGCCUGACCUUGACUGCCAUAUCUCUACUUGGUGAAUCUCUCGACUAUGUAGACAGCUUAUCUGAUCCGGCAUCAGAUGAAUUUCAGAGCAUUGCUGAGGAUUUUAAAGGAGUGGUUCUUUCGAUCACUUCAUUUAUCAACGAUAUAACAGUCGUUCAGCUUGAAUCGGGAAGCGUCAUCUUCACUUUCGAUAGCUUUGUCAACGUCUCCGUAGGAGAAUCAGUCGUAUUAUCGGAUUUGCAGGAAGCACUGGGAUCUGGAUCCUCCACAAGCGACCUUAUCCUCUCGCCAAAUACAGUUCCAGAAAUUUCAGAUUUUGACGAAUGUGCUGAUGUUGCAACCAAUGACUGUUCGCGAAAUGCCAAUUGUAGGAACACAAUCGGAUCUUAUGAAUGUACUUGCUAUUCAAAUUAUGAUGACGAGUCUAUUAGACAGAGUGGCAGAGGCAGAAUAUGCGUCUUUAAUCGAAGUCUUCUGAUCGCUAUGAUAUGUCUUGCCGUUGGCUUCACUCUUUUUAUCGUUUGCUGUGGUGCUCUGUGCUGCCGCUGGUCUAGACUACAAAAAAUAUAUGCCUUCCAUGAUGGUCAAAAACCUGAUGAAUCAUACAGGCCUCGUCGACCACAUUCGGAGAGGAGCACCCGGGCUAGAGGACCUGACUUCUAUCAUUCUAAACAUUCAGAGUCCUCAGAAAGAAACCCUUCACCUCGUUUCAAAGCGGAUAGCACAAAGAUGUCCGGUGAGGGCUUCUUUCCUUUAGAACGCCCAAAGUCCUCUAGAAGAAACCAAUCCCUUCCUUCCAUUGCUGAUAGCGUAAAGAUGGCCUAUGAGGAUGAUCGGUCUGUAAGAUCUGCUUUCAGCCCUCGCGCAGGGCCUUCGUCUGCACGAAAACACCAUUCUAAUGCUCCUACCCGAUACCCAUUGGAAAGGAAUGACCGCUUCUUAAGGCCGUAUGUGGUAACAGGGAGUGAACCUACAGGAUAUCAGAGGAGGAAAUCGGAAGGAGGAGCUAAAUUCGUCAAUCCACCAAGAUUUAUUCCUUGAAACAAAUCGAGGUGACAAGCUCCGCGACGUUGGGGCAGCAUCGACACUCAUUGAGGCGGUGUAUGACGCCGACGAUGAUGUCGUUAUGAUAGGAUUUAGCGGCUUGGUAGAACAUUUCUAUUUACUUUGAUCGCGAUUCCAUGGCAGUGUAUAAUCAAGAAAACGUUCAGUACCAUCUAGCGGUAGAAUAAAUCACGCCAUGAAUGAUUAUUUAAUCGUAGUAAUCAUUUGAACGAAUGAUUUUCAUGAAUAUGUGCCAAUUAACCGUAUUUUGCUAUAUGAAACUUUCACAACUUAAUGAGUGAUGGAAAGUAGGCUACAUCUUCAGGACAGAAGAUUUUUUUUGUUUUCAGACAAGUGAAGUCGCAUGGUAUAUUUGCCAAUUUGAAGUGAUCUCAGCUUUCACUAUUGACUGUAUGUGACUAUGUAUGUGAACCAUCAUUCUGUUUACCAGAGAAUCAUUAUUGUUAUCACCACUGACGAGUUGUCAACUCUGAAAUACUCCGCAAAAUCCACAAAAUCUAAUUGUUACAUGAGUCAAAGAAGGGGAUCUUGUCAGCCCUGAGAAACGUGGUGAAUACAAACAAAAUACCAACAGUCGUGUUUUUUCUUCGAAUUACUUGUCUCCAGGAAGUUUACUUUAUUGAAAAUGACGGGUUUCUUUUAAUAUUCAAUUUGAGCGUAUCGUUCGAUUAAAGAUCAAGCAAUAAUAUUUACCUAACAGGUGACAGUAUAUAUUUGAUAUCCUAUAUGAUUAAAUCUUUAGUGUAGUUUUGUGGAAUGUAAUACAUUGCAUAAUCCGAUAUUUGAUCAACUUAUUGUGCAUUUUAGUCAGG
Lytechinus variegatus (green sea urchin) is the source of this 11343-nucleotide messenger RNA. RefSeq lists its product as uncharacterized. Gene Ontology annotation, biological process: cell-matrix adhesion. The transcript is spliced from 45 exons. Bases 956 to 10507 code for a protein of 3183 amino acids. Lineage: Eukaryota; Metazoa; Echinodermata; Echinoidea; Temnopleuroida; Toxopneustidae. The record is from RefSeq and is a predicted model, not a curated record. Gene Ontology annotation, molecular function: calcium ion binding.